AUGGCGCCGGAGAUGGCGAGGGAGAAUGACUUCGAUUGGCCUAUCGACAUAUGGGCCGUUGGAUGCGUGGUGUUGGAGAUGCUGACCGGAAAAGGAGUGUGGAGUUGUACGGAUUCCGAUUCCGAUCUUCUUGCUCUGAUCGGUUACAGUGAGGAAUUGCCGGAGAUUCCAAGUCGAUUAUCUGCGAUGGCAAAAGAUUUCUUGGGAAGAUGUUUGGUGAGAAGCCCUUAUGCAAGAUCACCCGCAUGGUUGUUGCUUCAUCAUCCUUUUAUUUCACUGUGA
This is a messenger RNA of Momordica charantia (bitter melon), 282 nucleotides long. RefSeq names its product mitogen-activated protein kinase kinase kinase 20. Gene Ontology annotation, molecular function: protein kinase activity; ATP binding. Gene Ontology annotation, biological process: protein phosphorylation; signal transduction. The record is from RefSeq and is a predicted model, not a curated record. Lineage: Eukaryota; Viridiplantae; Streptophyta; Magnoliopsida; Cucurbitales; Cucurbitaceae.